AUGGAGCCAAGUAUUGGUCACCCCUUCAUCCCGAUUGUUCCUCGCUCCUCCGCGAACUCUGUCUCCGGUGCCCAUUCGGCUCCAACGAGUCAAUCAGUGGACACCUACGAAACCGCUCUGGUUACUCCAGCUUUCCUCAAGCCACCCAUCCAUCCACCUGCUGCUCGGGCCCCGCACGGAUCCCUCCUGACCGCCCGCCUGUCUCUCCACCACCAUCUGCCACCUAGGAGGGUCACUGAUCGGGUCCGUCUCUCCGCUCCACUCCCCCCGGCUAGAUCGCGGCGCUCGGCGAUCGGCAUCGAAACUGUGCCACUGCCUACGCCCCUUCAGGUGUCCGCCCUGGAUGGUGGCAACCUCCCGCAAAUUACCCACCAGACCGAGCCCCUGGAGGUCAUCAUUUCAGGUCACCCCUUCAUCCCGAUUGUUCCUCGCUCCUCCGCGAACUCUGUCUCCGGUGCCCAUUCGGCUCCAACGAGUCAAUCAGUGGACACCUACGAAACCGCUCUGGUUACUCCAGCUUUCCUCAAGCCACCCAUCCAUCCACCUGCUGCUCGGGCCUCGCACGGAUCCCUCCUGACCGCCCGCCUGUCUCUCCACCACCAUCUGCCACCUAGGAGGGUCGCUGAUCGGGUCCGUCUCUCCGCUCCACUCCCCCCGGCUAGAUCGCGGCGCUCGGCGACCGCCCGAGCCCGGCUGUACUUUCUUUCCCUGGCUGCGAGAACCAUAAAUCGCCUGAGAUCGGCUCGUGCUCCCCUGCUUUAAAAUAAAUAUCUGAAACUGCUCCGCGCCUCUUGAGUAUAUUCUGCAUGUGGUUUAGACA
Molecule: messenger RNA, 820 nt
Organism: Fundulus heteroclitus (mummichog)
Lineage: Eukaryota; Metazoa; Chordata; Actinopteri; Cyprinodontiformes; Fundulidae
Exons: 5
Coding region: 1-762 (253 amino acids)
Source: RefSeq, a predicted model, not a curated record